Punctularia strigosozonata HHB-11173 SS5 is the source of this 1249-nucleotide messenger RNA. Its product is annotated as oxidoreductase family protein. Gene Ontology annotation, cellular component: cytoplasm. Gene Ontology annotation, biological process: NADPH regeneration. Bases 80 to 1249 code for a protein of 389 amino acids. The record is from RefSeq and is a predicted model, not a curated record. Gene Ontology annotation, molecular function: oxidoreductase activity; nucleotide binding. NCBI's taxonomy places the organism in Eukaryota, Fungi, Basidiomycota, Agaricomycetes, Corticiales, Punctulariaceae. The transcript is spliced from 4 exons.
CCCGCGCGCAACACGAAUCUGUGGUCGACGAGAUAGGCCCAUAACUAACCCCUUGUCGAGCGAUCCCCGUCGCAUUGUCAUGUCCGGCACUGGUAACACCGUCCCCACGGGGAUCGCCAUACUCGGCGCAGGCAUCUUCGCAAAAGAGGCACACCUCCCCGCUCUCGCGUCCCUCGGUGGCUCUAUAACGCUCAAGGCGACCUAUUCCCGCUCCGAGAGGAGCGCGUCGGAUCUCGCCGUAGCCGCGCAGAAGACCCUUGGCCUCACCGCUACACCGGACGUGUACUACGACUCGUCGAGCGAUCACAACCUCGAUGCACUCCUGGCGCGCUCUGACAUCUCCGCCGUUAUCGUCGUCCUGCCCAUCACCACCCAACCAUCGAUCAUCUUGAAGGCUCUAGCAGCGGGCAAGCACGUCCUCAGCGAGAAACCGGUCGCCCCCGAUGUCGCAUCUGGCCUCAAGCUGAUCGCUGAGUACGAGACGAAAUACAAGGCGAAAGGCCUCGUAUGGCGUGUGGCGGAAAACUAUGAGGCCGAGCCUGGCCAGCGCGUCGCAGCGGAAGCGAUCAAGACGGGGAAGAUCGGAUCGAUCACCUAUUUCAGCGCGCGGUUUGUGAACUACGUCGACGAGAAUAGCAAAUGGUACCAGACGCCGUGGAGGACGGUGCCGGAUUACCAAGGCGGUUUCUUGCUGGAUGGCGGUGUCCACUUUGCAGCAGUGCUCCGGGAACUCUUCCCUACGCCGCUGAAAGGCCUGUCGGGGUUCGCGUCGCUAAACAAGAAAAUACUCGCCCCGCAUGAUACGAUCACAGCAACGCUCAAUUUCGAAGGCGGACCUCAUGGUCUAUUGGAGAUCAGUUUCGCUGCGCCUCACCUUGACUGCGGGCUGGGCAACGGAUAUACGAUCAUCGGCAGUGACGGGUGGUUAACCCUGUCAUGGGGGCCGUACCUCAAGGACGAUGAGGGAAAGCCGGUGAGCGCCAUCCAAGUCACGAUCAACAAAACCGUCAAGACGAAGAAGGAAAACGGGGACGUUGAGACCAAGGUCGAGACUGAAGUGAUCCACGAACGCACAAGAGGCGUGCAAGUGGAGAUUGCGAGCUUCUUGCAUGCCGUCGAGGGCCAGGAUGAUGGCCUGGGGUUAGGCGAAGCGAGGAAUGCGCUGAAGGAUGUGGCGGUGAUCGAAGCGGCCCUGAACAGCGGGGGAAAGUACAUUGACCUACAGGCGCUUGUACAAGAACGCUCAUGA